AUGACAUACAAGUUUACUUCAGAUAUAAGACAAAGUUAUGCCUACAUAGUUCCUGGAAAGUUUAAAGGUGGUUAUGAUCCUAACAGAAAUUAUCUUGAAAACAGAACUAAAACAGCUAUUGCUUUUAUAAGUAAUUGUAAACGUCCUCGUUUACGUGCAGCAAGAAAAUUAAAGAAAUACAUUGAUGUUGAUAUCUAUGGUAAAUGUGGAAAGCGAUGUAAACCAAACUGCUUCUCUUUGUUACCAAAAUACAAGUUUUAUUUGGCUUUUGAGAAUGCUGUAUGUGAAGACUAUAUUACAGAAAAAACAUACAGAAAUGCCUUCACUAAUGAUAUAGUUCCAGUAAUAAUAUCAGGAGCAAACUUAUCAAAUCCUGAAGUCGUUCCUCCCAAUUCUUCCAUUAAUGGACUUGAUUUUAAGAGAGCUGUUGAUCUGGCUGAUUACCUCAAAAAAAUUGGUAGUGAUCCGCAACUUUAUAACAGAUUCUUCAAAUGGAGAGAUGAGUGGUCUAUAAUAGAUGGUGGUACCUAUCGUGUACCUUGUGAUGUGUGUAACAAGCUGUAUGAGCCUAUGCAAUAUUUCCACCACCCAGCUGUUACUUUUGGCAGAAAUUCCUUUCAUGUCAACUGUGCUCUGUCCCAAUUGGAUGACUUCUUGUUAGAUCUGGAGUGGGGUGGUUUAGAUUUGGAGGAACCUAAAGAGGCACAAUGA
Molecule: messenger RNA, 711 nt
Organism: Gigantopelta aegis
Lineage: Eukaryota; Metazoa; Mollusca; Gastropoda; Neomphalida; Peltospiridae
Product: glycoprotein 3-alpha-L-fucosyltransferase A-like
Exons: 2
Coding region: 1-711 (236 amino acids)
Cellular component (GO): membrane
Molecular function (GO): alpha-(1->3)-fucosyltransferase activity
Source: RefSeq, a predicted model, not a curated record